Molecule: messenger RNA, 2083 nt
Organism: Anneissia japonica
Lineage: Eukaryota; Metazoa; Echinodermata; Crinoidea; Comatulida; Comatulidae
Product: acidic leucine-rich nuclear phosphoprotein 32 family member B-like
Exons: 8
Coding region: 119-1030 (303 amino acids)
Cellular component (GO): nucleus
Molecular function (GO): histone binding
Source: RefSeq, a predicted model, not a curated record
GGCGCGUUCAAUUGGUAACUUUUGUGCGUUUAUCAAGUACGCUACAGCUUGCUGCAUUGAGGGAAGUUUAUGCCUUGCUGUUGAAGAAUUUCGUGAGCUAGCCAGAACAUUAUCGAAGAUGGAAAACAGGAUCAAGUUAGAGUGUCGUGGUUCGCUGCCUGAGAAGGUUCAUGAGUUGAAUUUGGACAACUGCAGGAGUACAGGGGUAUUAGAAGGGCUGACAGAUGAGUUUCUGAAUUUGGAAUUGCUGAGUAUGAUCAAUGUUGGCCUCACAACAUUAAAGAACUUUCCUAAUUUACCUAACCUUAAAAAACUCGAAUUGAGUGACAACAGAAUAUCGUCAGGCUUGAACCACCUCGCUGCAGGGUCACCAAGUCUCACACAUCUGAAUCUAAGUGGAAACAAAAUUAAAGAUUUUGCGUCGUUAGAAGCACUGCAAGACUUGGCACAUCUUAAGGCACUUGAUUUAUUUAACUGUGAGGUAACGCAAGUUGAAAAUUACAGAACUAAAGUGUUCCAAUUACUACCAAACCUAAAAUACCUGGAUGGCUUUGAUAUCAAAGAUGAAGAGUCUAUUGAUUCUGAGGAUGAAGUUGCAUCAGGGGACGAUGAUGAAGAAGAAGACGAUGAGGAAGAUGAUGUAGCAGUUGAUGAAGACUCUGAUGACGAUGUAAAUGCCGUAGACGAUGAUGAGGACGACGACGAUGAUGAUGACGAUGACGACGACGAUGAUGACGACGAUGAGGAUGAUGAUGAUGACGACGAUGAUGACGACGAUGAGGAGGAUGGUGUGGAUGGAGAAAUCUCAGAUGAAGUUGGUUUAGAGUACUUGUCAAAAGCAGAAUUACCCGAUGAUGACGACGAGGAAGAUGAUUUCAAUCCAGAUUUAGCAGAGGAUGAUGAUGAUGAAGAGGAAGAUGAUGAUGAGGAAGAAGCAGUAAAGGUUGAUGGACAGUUAGAUGAUUCAAGGGGGCAGAAGAGGAAACGAGACGUGGACGACGUGGGAGGAGAAGACGGUGAUGAGGAUUGAGGCAUUCAGAGACAAAUUCCCUAAUGUUUCCAAAGACUAUUGAAGUGUAUAUACGUGGUACAGAUCGCGGCUCCUUUGGCAUCCCACCUGUACAGAGCUCCGCAACAACGCCAAUGCCACUGAUCACCCACUCACGGGACAGUAUUUUCUGUUAUACAAUUCCCAUCUUAUGCUAGCUUCACUUCCUGAGACGUACCCCUCCCUUACACAUCGAUGAAUGCCAGAAUGUAUAGACACUUGAGGUGAAAAGCACCUUUACUUUAUACCACCUGUAGGGUGCCUUGUUAAUUAACGAAGCCAUGACUGCUUCUAAAUCUAAUAUAAAAAGCAUUUAAGUCUUCAGAACUCCAGCCAAGUAGCCUUUGCAGUCACUCUUAACAUGGUUGCCUUUAAACAAAACAUGUUGCUUUCUGCGUCUGUAUUAAUCUGUCGUCCUUGUUCCUGCGUUCUAUUAUACAACCGUACAAUUACUAAACUGCUCACAAUCAUCAGUUUAAGAAUUUGAUUUGGCAGUAUACAAUCAUAUUUUUUAAGAAAUACCUUGAGGUAUAAAUAUAGCACAAAUUUGUACCUAUAAAAUGACUUGUUGCCAAGAAGGAAUAACUUGAUUAGUAAUUUUGAGAGCGAGUUUGUACUGUAUAUUUAUUAUGAUGAAUGAGAACAACAUAAAGUUAUAAAAAUUUAGUUACACCUCUUUAACUACGUACAUGAAUUAAUUAUACAAGAAAUUAUCGUAUUGCAGUUCAGAUAUAAUUACUGUCCUCAAAUCUGCCCGUAAAGUAAGAGAUGAUUUUGUUGUUCAUCUAAAACUAUGUUGUAUUUACAAUAUUGAAGUUUAAAACCAUGGUUCUUGUUCCAGUUUGUGGAUCUGGAUAUAUAAGGCUGACAAAAAUUACAUGUAAUUCUUUUAAAAAAAUGUUCAUUGAUGCUUUGCCCUGAAUUCUUGUGGGACGGAUAAGUCUAUAAUUCGAGCAAAUGGUAUAUGAUCUCAAUUCAACAGAUUUCUUGGAAUUCUGUUGCAAUAAAUUUUUGUACAAAAGGAAAUUAUUGUAA